ACCACGUCUCUCGCCUCCGUCGCAUUGGCUCACUUUUGAUCGACUGGCUUUCCCUAAUGAACUGGCUUUGAACAGUGAACAUUACUUGGCGGUGAAGCAAUCAAAUUUCGGUGCAAUUUUGUUCGGUCAUCUCUGAUUUCAUGAAUCAAGAAGUAAUAAUCGUCGACGAGAAUUUCCCUCUUUUCUCAAAACCUCAUCGAAAGAACCAUAAACCUUCCGAGAAUCCUAGCACCGCCCCUGUUUCUUCCGCCGUCGACAACGUUGCUCCGAAGAAGCCUCUUCCGAUUGAGAAAUCCACAGAACUUGGCACUAAAUUCGCCGACGAUGUUGCAUUUGCCGACCUCGGCUUGUCAGAAGCGAUCGCACGGACUUGCGAAGAAUUGGCUAUGAAGAAGCCUACGGCGGUUCAAACCCACUGUAUCCCGAAGAUUCUUGCUGGCCUCGACGUGCUUGGUAUUGCCCAAACUGGGAGUGGGAAGACUGCUGCCUUUGCAUUGCCGAUUCUUCAACGCCUUUCCGAGACACCUUUUGGUGUCUUUGCGUUGGUGAUCACUCCCACUAGGGAAUUAGGCUAUCAAUUGGCUGAGCAGUUUAGGGCACUUGGUUCCGGCUUGAACUUGCGGUGCUCAGUGGUUGUUGGAGGAAUGGAUAUGCUGAACCAGACGCAGAGUUUGUUGAAGAGGCCUCACCUUGUAAUUGCAACGCCGGGAAGGGUUAAGGUGUUGCUGGAGGAGAACCCUGAUAUCCAUGUCGUCUUUUCCAAGACUAAGUUCCUAGUUCUCGAUGAAGCAGAUAGACUAUUGGAAGUUGGCUUUGAAGAAGAAUUGAAAGUAAUCUUCCAAUGCUUGCCACUUAGCCGUCAAACUCUAUUAUUCUCUGCUACAUUGACAAAGAAUCUAGAAACACUGCUUGAGCUUUCUGCAAACAAAGCUUACUUUUACGAGGCCUAUGAAGGCUUCAAGACAGUUGAUAUGCUCAAGCAGCAAUAUGUAUUAAUUCCAAAGGACAGGAAGAAUCAUUUUCUACGCCACAUUUUGUCUAAAAUGGAACACAUGGGCAUCCGAUCAGCUAUCAUAUUUGUCCAAACUUGCAAAAGUUGUCACCAGUUAGGGUUGUUGCUUGAAACACUCAAUCAGGAGGUGGCAGCAUUGCAUUCAUUCAAGUCACAGUCUCAGAGGCUUGCUGCGCUCUAUCGGUUCAAAUCAGGACAAGUUCCAGUAUUGCUUGCGACCGAUGUUGCUAGUCGAGAUGUCCAAGAGAUUUGUACACCGUGUGGGACGUACUGCACGUGCAGGCAGAGGAGGAUUCGCCGUGAGCAUUGUUACCCAGGUGCACGUCACUGAUGUGGUGGAUAAUUGUAACCUUUUAAUUCCGACAUGUUUCUUGGAGAUGAGCUCAGCAUCAAAUGUUAAUAAGUGUCUUUAAAAAGUUGCUUUUCAUAGAUGUAGUCAAUGGGCGACUACAUCAGUAAGCUGCAUUAUACUUGUACUAUUGUAUCGUAGCUGUUCUGGCUGUCAUAUUAAACGCUCUCCAAUAUACCGUUUUUCUUGUAAAAAGAAACAAUGUACUGUUUUUUUUUUAGUACAACAAA
Cucurbita maxima (winter squash) is the source of this 1591-nucleotide messenger RNA. Its product is annotated as DEAD-box ATP-dependent RNA helicase 36-like. The record is from RefSeq and is a predicted model, not a curated record. Lineage: Eukaryota; Viridiplantae; Streptophyta; Magnoliopsida; Cucurbitales; Cucurbitaceae. Gene Ontology annotation, molecular function: RNA helicase activity; ATP binding; nucleic acid binding. The coding region runs from base 141 to 1343 and encodes 400 amino acids. The transcript has 4 exons.